AUGGUCGACAAGAGAGAACACCCCGAAGCGGAGACGGAGUCGUCGCUUGCUCACGAGGACAAAAAGACUCACGUCAAGCCAGGCAGAAAGUACGCCAACACAGAGCCAAAAUCCAAGAGAACUGCUCAGAACAGAGCCGCCCAGAGGGCCUACAGAGAAAGAAAGGAGAAGAAAAUGAAGGACCUUGAGGACAAGGUCGCCGAUUUGGAGGACAAGAACAUCAAGGCUGCCACGGAGCAGGACUUGUUGAAGGCCCAGAUUGACCUCUUGAAGAGGGAGCUCGCCCGCCACAGAGGACACCUGGAUUUUUCAGAUCUCCAGUUGCCCACCUCCGUGGGUAAGUUGACGAACCCUAAUCCUGACCGUAAGAAGGACAAACGAACUGUGGCCGACACGCCCAAUGCCGAGUUCCCUUGGUCUGCGGAGAACUUGCAGAAUGCUCCUUCUAACUACUCCAGCCAGCAAUUGCCAGACUUGGUUAGCGGCUCCUCGCUGUCUACGUCACCCAACGAGGGCAAUUUUGUCUCUCCCGACUCUCAAACGAGCGAGUCUCAGCACGGCCUGAUCAACAUGAACCUUAGUCCGCAGAAUCAGUUUAAUAUCUCGCCUCGCUACGAAGAACAGCUUGAUCCAUUCUGUGUGAAGCUUAACGAAGCUUGCGGUACGAAGCAGCGGCCGGUGCCAAAGUACCGUCGUGAAGGAAACGAUAUUCCUCCCGUCAGAGAGGAGGACGUGCCCCAGCCCGUGGCGCCAGAAACCGACUUCCAGUCGCUAUUCACGCCUGCCGAACACAUUAACGACCCAUUCUUCAACGACACAUCCAACUACAACUUCAAUUUCCCCGUUAACGAGGACCAGAACGACCUUCUAUCGUUCUACAACGACAACAACUUUGACGUGUCGCUAGCGUUUGGCAACCCAACCAACGAGCUCGAGAACAGACAAGAUAAGCCCAACAUCGAGGGUCUCGUGAGCGAGGAGUCUGCCUACGACCCACUCGGCAGCGUCAACACAGACUUUAACUUUAACGAGUUCGUCAAGAGCAGCUUACCGUCUGAUGCCAGUUCGAGAACGAACUCUGUCAGCGGCGCCAACAGAUCCACGCUGUCGGUGACGAGUUACAACAGCAGUCCCGCUAUCAAGGAGGAGAAACAGGAGGAGGAGGUUGUGCCUGCUCCUGACAAGACGAUCAAGUGUUCUGAGAUCUGGGACCGCAUCACCUCUCACCCUCGCUACACGGACUUGGACAUUGACGGAUUGUGUAACGAGUUGAAGAGCAAGGCCAAGUGCUCUGAGAAGGGCGUUGUGUUGGACCUGAAGGACGUGAACAAACUUAUCGAGAAGUCCGUGAGCAAGUUUGGCAUGAAGACUUGA
Molecule: messenger RNA, 1374 nt
Organism: Candidozyma duobushaemuli
Lineage: Eukaryota; Fungi; Ascomycota; Pichiomycetes; Serinales; Metschnikowiaceae
Gene: CAP1
Product: DNA-binding transcription factor
Exons: 1
Coding region: 1-1374 (457 amino acids)
Cellular component (GO): RNA polymerase II transcription regulator complex
Molecular function (GO): transcription cis-regulatory region binding; DNA-binding transcription activator activity, RNA polymerase II-specific
Source: RefSeq, a predicted model, not a curated record